Messenger RNA from Micromonas commoda, 720 nucleotides. RefSeq lists its product with no specific name. Gene Ontology annotation, cellular component: membrane. The record is from RefSeq and is a predicted model, not a curated record. The transcript has a single exon. Bases 1 to 720 code for a protein of 239 amino acids. Lineage: Eukaryota; Viridiplantae; Chlorophyta; Mamiellophyceae; Mamiellales; Mamiellaceae. Gene Ontology annotation, biological process: vesicle-mediated transport.
AUGCCGGUGUGCUACUCCGCGGUGGCGCGCGACACCGUCGUGCUCGCAGAGGCACACGCGGCGACGUUCGGCCGCGAUGCCGCGGACGUGAGCUCGAUCGCGCGUCGCGUCCUCGAGGCGCACGGCGGCGAACCCGGCAACGCGCGCGCCUCUUACGGCGAGUCGGAUCUGGUGUUUCACCUCCUGGAAGGGGUCGACUCGACCUAUUUUCUCUGCGCCGCCGGCGAGGGCGACGGCAAGAGGUUGCCGUUCGCGUUCCUCGAGGAUGUCAGGCGCGAGUUUGUGCUCAAGCACGGCCUCGAAGUCAGGUCCGCGGAGUACCUUCCCCCCAUGGCGCUCGACGCAAAAUUCUCAUCGCUCAUGGCGAACAAGAUGUUGGACUUCUCAUCGGGCAAGGCGGGAGACGCGCUGGCGAAGGUGCAGGGCGAGCUCGACGAGGUCAAGACGGUGAUGCUCGAGAACAUCGAGCGGGUGCUCGAGCGCGGGGACAAGAUCGAGCUCCUCGUGGAGUCCACCGCGCGGCUCCAGAGCGACGCCGCGGCGUUUCGGUCGACGACGAGGCGAGUGGCUCGGCGAAUGUGGUGGAACAACGCGAAGAUGUUUUUCCUCGCUUGGUGCGUCUGCGUGUUUGUGCUGUACCUCAUCGGGGCGCAGUUCUGCGGGUGGAACCUGUACCUGUGCUCGUCGAAGCACCGCGGGGGGACGCAUGCGUCGGGGUGA